AUGGCUCCUCGGGGCGAGCGCGAGUGCGGCGUGCUGUGCCGCUACUUCUUCCAGCAGAUGCUGCUGGAGGCGGACGACGCGCGGCUGGAGGAGUUCGCGUCGUCGCUGCUGCUGUCCGCGCGCCCGACGCUGGGCGAGCUGCGCCGCAAGUUCCCGUUCGAGGGCGCGUACCACUUCCGCCUCCAGGUCGACCUGGACGCCAGUACCUACUGCUGGAGGGACCUCACGGACGAGAGCCGCCCGCUGCCCGUGGCCAGCAGCGGGGAGAUCCGCGUCAAGCCCGUGCAGGAGGAGCUCGUGGACGUGCCCGAGGACCGACAGUUCGGCGCCUUCUUCCACUGGCAGAACAAGCCGCAGGUGGAGCAGGGCUACCCCAUGCCGCAGCCUCAGCAGCACCAAAAGCAGCACCAGCAGGACGUGGGCAGCGUGCUCUUCGGCGUCAAGAAGGCGCUGGCCUCCAAGAUGAAGGGCUCGGCCGUGGCGCAGACGCUGCAGAAGCACUCGGCGCAAAUGUGGGAGAAGGUCACGGCCGCCGCGGGCGUGGGAGGGGCCUCAGGCAACGCGCCGCCGACGGCCGCGUCCUUGGCGCAGCUCGCGAAGCUCAUUGGAGCCAUGAAGGCCCCGCUGCAUCCGGGCAACCCCGAGCAUGUCGAGAUGCUGCAGCGACUCUGGACCUCGUGCUUCGACACGCAGCCGUUCGCCAUGACGAGCGCGGAGUGGAAUCGACUGGGCUUCCGCCACGGAGACCCCGUGAGGGAGUUGCAGUUUUUGCUGCCGCUGCAGUGCCUCGUAUUCUUCCAUGAGGUGCAUCGCACCGUGGCUCUCCCCAUUCUGAACGACCAGAGCGGACCGGAAGCCUACUCCUACGCGAUGGUUGGGUCCCAGAUCACGUACGUGCUGUUGGACCUGCUGCAGCUGAGAGAUGGAGGCUGUCUGGGAUCCGAGCGGCCGUUCUGGAGGCUGUUUGAAGACCCGAUGGCGUUCUUCGAGCUCUUCUGCAUCUCGUUCCGGGCCUUCGAUGCAUCCUGGAAGCUCAACUCGACCAACUCGUCCGACAUCAGCUUCCACCUCAACUACGUUGGCGACUUCGCGCAGGAGCUGCUUCGUCGGGGCCCCGAGAACGUGGCCAGUCUCGUCGAGCACGCCUACCAGUUGCAGAACUGCUAUGUAGACACACACGAAUCCAACUGA
Molecule: messenger RNA, 1191 nt
Organism: Phytophthora sojae
Lineage: Eukaryota; Oomycota; Peronosporomycetes; Peronosporales; Peronosporaceae
Exons: 2
Coding region: 1-1191 (396 amino acids)
Source: RefSeq, a predicted model, not a curated record